ACGCCAGCCUCACCUCGCAGAUCCUCUCCUCCGCCACCAUGUUGACAAGGUGUGCCCUCGUGUUGCUAGUGCUGGUCGUUGCUGGAUCUCUGGCCGCGCCUGCCAUUGGACCAUCAAAACCAGCAGCUAAACCAGGUCCUCCAAAACCAGACCCUAAUACACCAGGGCCAGAGGCUGAGAACCCCGACACACUAGACCGCCCAGAUGAAUCAUCCCCCUCAGAUGAUGCUCCCUCACAGACUUCCAUACCUGGGUCUUCAGAAGGCAGCUCACCAGGCUCCGCCGGAUCCCAGGAAGAGGGAGAGUCAGAGUCCACAACUGAGGACUCUCCAGCAUCUCAAGGCUCCCAGGAUGAGGGCGAGUCAGAGUCCACAGCUGAGGAGUCCACAGCUGAGGAGUCCCCAGCAUCUCAAGGCUCCCAGGAUGAGGGAGAGUCAGAGUCCACAGCUGAAGACUCCCCAGCAUCUCCAGGCUCCCAGGAAGAGGGAGAGUCAGAGUCCACAGCUGAAGACUCUCCAGCAUCUCCAGGCUCCCAAGAAGAGGAAGCAUCAGAGUCCACAGGUGAGGAGUCCCAAGAUGACCCUCAAGGGGGGGACACCACAGAAGAGUCUCCAGAAGAGGGUGAAAAUAAGGAUGGAGAUGAGAGCCAAAAUGAAGAGAAGGAAGAUUCAGACGCUUCUGAGAGUGAGUCUUCCAACGGAGAUGCAGAGUCUGCAGAGUCGACCGACCAGUCGACAAAUGGGGGCGAGUCUUCUGAGGGCGCUUCGAGUCAAGACCCUCCUGGAUCUGAGUCCACGGAGCCAGAAUCAGAAUCUGAAGAUGCCGACCAAACCAAGGCAGAUGCUGAUGAUGCUGCUUCUGAGGAAACAAACUCAACAGACCAGAACGAUGAAGAGGCUCAGGAGGAGGACGACAGCAUGACAGACGACAGCGCGCCCGAGGUCGUGGACGCUGCUGAUGGCGCUCAACAGGACAACAGCGACGCAGACACGACAGGCGGAGACGAGAACGACGACAGCCAGAGCGUAGACCUUCCCACAGACCAGACUGAUGACCAGAAAGAAGCGGACACGCCCCCUGCAGCUCCGGCAGAGCAGAACGACACCCCUGCUCCCCCUGGUGAUACUAAUUAAAGAAUGGCUGCCCUAAGCCCCGCCCCUUGCCUGCUGCCCCGCCUUGUCUGUGAUUGGUGGAAAUUCUUCUUGCCCUGCCCAAAGUCUGCUUCUAUCUAAUGUGCAAAUAAUGAAUGAUGUUAAUAAAG
Messenger RNA from Synchiropus splendidus (mandarinfish), 1261 nucleotides. RefSeq lists its product as uncharacterized. Bases 39 to 1133 code for a protein of 364 amino acids. The record is from RefSeq and is a predicted model, not a curated record. Lineage: Eukaryota; Metazoa; Chordata; Actinopteri; Syngnathiformes; Callionymidae. The transcript is spliced from 7 exons.